AUGAACAAUGACAAAGAUCCUUUGCAAACUCCACCAAAAAAGAAACGUAAAAGUCCAGAUGAAAAGAAAGAAAAAGUUGUUCAGAAGUUUCGUGAAGCUUGGUUGACAAUGCCAGAAUUCAAGAAUGUAUCGGUUCUAGAAGCUCAGGCAAAAACUAAAAAACAUCUUGACAAAGUGAAUUCUUCAAAGUCGACUAAAAUGACGAUGACCCAAUUUGUCCAAGGCUCAUAUGACAACGUCAAAUUGGAAACAGCAGCAAAAAAUCUUGAAAUCAAAUUGACAGGAUUUUUUGCAGAUCAUGACAUUGCAUUCAACUGCAUGAAUCAUCUCAUUGAUGCUUUGAAAGAUGGAGCUCCCGAUUCAAAAAUCAUGGCAAAAAUGAAUCUAAAGAGGACAAAGGCGACAGCCAUAGUGAGGAAUGUAAUUGGAGAAACGGAAUCUAGUGAAACUACCCAGAAAUUGCUCAAAUCAAAAUUCAGUAUAUUGACUGACGAAUCCACCGAUAUUUCCUGUGUGAAGACUAGCUGUGUAUUAGUGAGAUAUUAUGAUGAAGAACGAGGCUGUGUCGUAACGAAAUUCUGGGAUUUGGUUGAAGCUUUGGAGCCAGGCAAAAUUACAAGUGCAACUGCUGAGCAUCUUUACCAAAACAUCAUUUCAAGCUUAGAGAAAAGAGGGAUACCAAAAGAAUAUGUAAUUGGUUUCGCAUCAGAUGGAUGCAAUGUGAUGAUGGGGGCAAAAAAUUCAGUUGCUAGUCGCUUCAGACGGGAUUUCCCUAAUAUAACUAUUAUGAAAUGCAUCUGUCACUCCCUCCACUUGUGUGCUUGUCAGGCCUGUGCACAGUUAUCUCGAACAGCUGAAGAUUUAGCCUGUAACAUUUAUAAUUUUUUCAAAAGCAGUGCGAAACGACAAUGUGAAUUUGCAGAGUUUCAGGAUUUCACAGAGACAGAAAGACACCAAUUACUACAUCCUUCCCAGACUCGAUGGCUGUCAUUAACGUUCGUAGUUGAGAGAAUUCUUGAACAGUGGUCUGCCCUUCAGUUAGAUUUCAAUGAAAAAUGGUUAGAACUGAAAUUAGUUGCAGCAGAAUCGAUCCAUAAUUCUCUGAAUGACCCAUCCGUGAAAUUACCUUUCUUAUUCUUAAAACGGGCACUUCCAAAAUUCACAGAUGCUAACAAAUAUUUUCAAUCGAGCAAAGUGGUCAUUGUUGAUCUUCAUGAUGCGAUGGUAGAGUUGUACAAACAUUUCCUCCAUGCGUACAUGAACAGGAGCUACCUCAAUAGGACCCCAUUAUCAGAAAUAGAUCCAGCGAAUGAAGAUCAAUUCUUGCCGAAGCAUCAAAUGUAUUUGCGAAGUUACGUGAUGAAGGAGCUCCAAACAUCCAUUGUAGUUUCACGCCAGGACUAUUUCCAUGAGACUUGUCAAAAUGUCUUAAUUCAGGCAUGUAUGGAGAUUAGAAAGAGAUAUGAUUUCUUGAACCCAAUUAUGGAGAAGCUGAAAAUAUUCAAACCAAAGAAUGCAUUGUCCCACCUGGAGCUAGAAAGAACUCCAACUCUGAUUCCAAUUCUAUCCCUUCUACCCAGUUUCCCCGGAGGAACAAUACCAAGUCGUUGA
Messenger RNA from Diachasma alloeum, 1611 nucleotides. RefSeq lists its product as uncharacterized. The transcript has 2 exons. The coding region runs from base 1 to 1611 and encodes 536 amino acids. The record is from RefSeq and is a predicted model, not a curated record. NCBI's taxonomy places the organism in Eukaryota, Metazoa, Arthropoda, Insecta, Hymenoptera, Braconidae.